Molecule: messenger RNA, 1642 nt
Organism: Esox lucius (northern pike)
Lineage: Eukaryota; Metazoa; Chordata; Actinopteri; Esociformes; Esocidae
Exons: 8
Coding region: 139-1536 (465 amino acids)
Source: RefSeq, a predicted model, not a curated record
CAGCCGGGCAACAUCAGAUGAGGAGAAGUAGAAAGACAGACUGGUUCGUUUCCACAAGCCACAGGGUACCCUGCCCCUGACUUGAGGUGAAAAGGGCCUCCUAUAUAGAGCAUUACUCCAGGUCAGGGGUCUCCAGUGAUGGCCAAUCAACAGCCUUCUCUGACUGGAGUGACCAAUCAGAACACAGGUUCUCUAACCACAAGCCCAGCCAGUCUACAGGGUGACCAGGAAGCCGACCCCUGUGCCCGGUUAAGGUACCAAACGGCGACCAACAACCCGUCCGUAGUGAUAGAAGAUAUUGAGUAUGUAGGAUGUGAGCUAGACCCAGAUGAGGACUGUCGACCCAGGAGAGGAUGGAGUCAUGGAGUGGCUACAGGGGGAGAGAGAGACAUGGGAGGUUGGGGCAGGGAACAGCAGGGGGCCAAACAUUCAGAUACCCAGCAGGAGCAGACCAAGAGCAGGGAUCAGAAAGGAAGGCCUCCAACCCCACUGGGCAAACAAGCGCAGACGUGUGACCCCUGUGUCACCCCCGUGGACGACAACCAUCUGGGCGUGUCAGGCACCCAGUCAGAAAGUGCCAUCAACGGGGACGGGAUCGCCGGCGGGCAGAGGCUGUUCUAUGGGGCUCAUGUGGGCAGCGAGACACGGAAUGUGGAGUUCAAGAGAGGCGGAGGAGAGUACCUGCACUCCUUGUUCCGAGCCCACCUGCGACGCUACGCCUGUGCCUUCCUGAACAGCGGAGGGGGCAGCCUGCUGGUGGGGGUGGACGAUGACGGCGUGGUGAGGGGGAUACGCUGUAACCACAAACAGGAAGACCGAGCGCGGCUGCUGGUGGACUCCAUCCUGAAGGGCUUCCACCCUGCCCUCUUACCACACUCCUACACGCUGGCCUUCUUGCCUGUGGUCAGACCGGGGCCCGAGGGCCACAAUUUGAAGGUGCUGAGGCUCACCCUGCGUCCCCCUCCAGCCUUCACCUGGCGAGACAUGUACCAAACCGACAACGGGGAUGUGUUCCUCAGGAGGGACGGCAGCGUGGAGGGGCCGCUGUCGGCCGGUGUUGUCCAGGAAUGGGCCAGGCAGAGGUGGUGUGGGGAGGUGAUUCGUCUGCAGCACUGCGUGGAGAGCUUGUUGUCUGAACAGAGACUGUUAUUGCGGGAGAUACGCCAGCAGAGCAGGGCCAUCGUUGAUCUGCAGAGCGGCCAGACUCGGUCACACGUGCGUUUACACACAGAAACUGAGCCAAGGCCACAUGUGAAGACGCCAGCAACAGGAAGCCUGAUGCAGAGGUUGAGAAAGGCCAGAGAAGUGACACCAGCCGAUCCAAAAAACCAGUCCCUCAUCCCACCCCAAAACACCGCUCUGGCUCAGGUACCCUUCACACACCCAGAACCUCCAGGAGGGACGCAUCGUGACCCGUUGUCGUCCACAGGGCCCAGUCAAUGUCCUGGACUCCCACAGUGCCCUCGGUGCCAAUUUACAGAGCGUAGAGAGAAGAAGACACAGGUUCCCAUUUCAAACAUCUGCCGACUGAUGUAAAUAAAUGGCCUUAUUCAACCUCCUACCAUCUGAAUGGCGAUAGAUCCAAUCUGCACUCCAGAUUUGCGUUUGGUCAAUAGAAACCCUACCAUAUCUCCAGCGCCUG